AAUGGCGGAUGAGUGUGGAGUCGUAGGAGUACACAUUUGUGUCAUGGAAACCUGAAAUAUUUAGGCAAGAAUGUCUUCUUGUGGGCUUUUUAUAAGUUUCAGUGACGCAUUACAUCAGCUUGAUUUAUCGCAUAGGACAGCCAAUGUGAAAACUCCAGUACGAUGCGGCUAAGAAGUAAUGUUAUCGAUUACUUGGCGCUGUUUGGGUUGUUACUCCUCUCAUAUAGAGGUACCGGUGACGCUGCGAGAAGUACUUUUGCAGCGAUCUCCAAAGAUGAUCUUACACGCUGGAAUCCUUCAACUUGCCAGUAUGUAAGCCAUCUAUUCAAGGCAAAGAAAAGGGUUGUAAACAAGUUAGCUAAUAUACUGGCGAGCAAAAAUCCGAAAGAGCGUAAAGAACUCACGAACGCUCAAGUAAAAGCGAUUACAAUCUUUAGGAACGAGCUAAAUGUUACAGAAAGAGCAGUUUUUGAUGCCAUUAAUGGCUUGAGAAAAUUACUACUGGAGGAUUAUAAGUCUGUAGUCCACAUGAAAGAAGCUAUAAAACAACGACUUGAAGCACUUAAACUUUUAGCGUUACAACAAGAAGAUCAUUUUAAUGCAAUCAGCGACGCAGAAAAAGAAUUUUUUUCUGCCAGUAAACAUGCGGAUUUGCAGACCAAUGGCACACGUCUGGAGAAAAUUAUUGGCAGUAUUUUAGAUGACGUUUCAUUUGCAGCUGAUAAACUUGAAGAAAAACUUGACGAGAAAACAUUUGAGAAGACAAGAAAUGCCAAAGGGGCAUCAAUUGAAGCUGUUGUUAGAUUGAAUGCUGAUGAAGAUAGUCAAGACAGUGAUAACGAGACAUUGGUGGUUGAGCCUGGUAAAGAAAAUGAAAUGAGCAUUCUUGUUGAUUCUCAAAGCAAUCAGUUUGUUUUAGCCAAAGCUAAAGAUGCGACUAUUCCACAUGAAGAUGUACACUUCAUCAAGGAUAUCAUCUAUAUUUUGGUUUUGUCAUUUUCUGGAUCCUGUAUUUGUACACUAGUUCAGUUGCCAACAAUGUUUGCAUUUGUAAUUAGUGGUAUGCUUCUAGGACCAUCUGGAUUGAAUAUGAUCAAGACAGUUGUGCAGGUGGAAACACUGGGUGAAUUUGGGGUCUUCUUUAUUCUGUUUGCAGUUGGCAUGGAAUUUUCACCAGACAGAAUAAAAAGGGUAUGGAAAGUGGCAGUUGGUGGUAGUUCACUAAUUAUGGCACUGAUGAUUGUGUUCGGUAUUUUUUGGGGAGUAUGUUUUGGAAUUAUCCCCAAACAGAGCGCAUUUGUGGCAGCAUGCCUUUCUCUUUCAAGUACACCACUUGUGGCAAAAUUUGUAGAAAGCAAGAGUGGAGAUACUUCUUCAAAAGAACACACUAAUGGAGAUGGUGACUACACCAGUUCUUUGUUAGGAAUUCUUGUGAUGCAAGAUGUCCACUUGGGUUUGUUAGUUGCACUUCUUCCUGCACUGGCAGGCCAUGGGAAAUCACCAAAUGCUAAAGCUAGUACUGGCGCAGUGCACAAUAUCAUCAGUGGGCAUGAUCAUGGGAAUUCAGAUGACUUUGCAAACACCAUAGUGAUGUUGUUUGAGGUGUUGCUUUCCUUUGUCAUCCUCAUGUUUGUGUGUUUUGUGAUAUCUAAAGUUGUUGGACCAGUAUUAAGAUUUAUCAAAGACACUGGCAGUAAAGAACUUUUACUUUUAGCGACUGUUUCAACAGCGUUUUCUCUGUUGAUGCUUUCAGAACAGUUAGGAAUCUCCAUGGAGCUGGGCUGUUUUGUGGCUGGUGUUGUGUUGAGCUCAAAUGGGGAACAUCUUGUACAUCAGGUGAACGAACUUGUCGAACCUCUGCGCGAUUUCUUCUCAUGUCUUUUCUUCGCUUCAAUCGGUCUACAUGUUUUUCCUACGUUUGUGCUGAAUGAAUUUCCUCUCGUGUUGACGCUCACCCUGGGAGUUGUAUCAGUGAAGUUCGUUGUUUCUGUGUUUGUUCUUCGGAUGUUCUUAUGUGAGUCACGAAGCACAAAAUACAUCGUUGCCGCUGGACUCGCUCAAGUCAGUGAAUUCUCGUUCGUUUUGGGAAGCCGAGCGAGGAGGUUUCAUCUCAUUUCUAGAGAGGUUUAUCUGAUCAUCCUCAGUGUUACAACAAUUAGCCUCCUUCUUGCUCCUCUGUUGUGGAGAAUUUCCUUGUGGAAAUUUGGAAGCCGAAAAUUAUGGAUGAAUUCUGGCUCAGAGCGGACGAGUAAACGAGCUGCCAGAACAGUCUAAUGUCAUGUUAAGGUUUUUACGAAACUUCUAAGGCCCUGUUUACAAGCAAGGAGGGUAACCCUUGUGCUAGGGUUACCCUAGCAGGCGGGUCAAAGA
Messenger RNA from Stylophora pistillata, 2370 nucleotides. RefSeq names its product solute carrier family 9 member D1. NCBI's taxonomy places the organism in Eukaryota, Metazoa, Cnidaria, Anthozoa, Scleractinia, Pocilloporidae. Gene Ontology annotation, biological process: potassium ion transmembrane transport; proton transmembrane transport. Gene Ontology annotation, molecular function: potassium:proton antiporter activity. Gene Ontology annotation, cellular component: membrane. The record is from RefSeq and is a predicted model, not a curated record.